Molecule: messenger RNA, 669 nt
Organism: Lathyrus oleraceus (garden pea)
Lineage: Eukaryota; Viridiplantae; Streptophyta; Magnoliopsida; Fabales; Fabaceae
Exons: 3
Coding region: 1-669 (222 amino acids)
Molecular function (GO): nucleic acid binding
Source: RefSeq, a predicted model, not a curated record
AUGACGACGUUGAUGGUUAGGGAGUUGGACUUGAUUGAACAAUUCAAAGACUUGAGUUUGGUGUGCAAGGCUGAGAGGGCUAUCCAGUCUUUUGAGUACCUUUUGAGGGCUUGCGUCUUAGAGAAAGGAGUGGCUUGGGACUAUUUUCUACCAUUGAUUGAGUUUACAUAUAAUAACGACUACCAUUCUAGUAUUGGAAUGACACCUUUUGAAGAUUUUCAUGGGAGGAGGUGUAAGACUCCUCUCUGUUGGCAGAAGAGUUACCACGAUAAACGGAGGAAGGCUCUUGAAUUCCGAGAGGGUGAUCAUGUGUUUUUGAGGAUCACUGUUGUGACUGGGGUAGGAAGAACUUUGAAGUCUAAGAAGCUUACUCCUCGCUUCAUUGGUCCUUAUCAGAUUUCCCAGCAUAUUGGAGUUAUUGCCUACGGUGUGGCCUUGCUACCGUCUCUUUCGAACCUGCAUGCUGUUUUUCAUGUAUCACAACUUCGGAAGUACAUUCCUGAUCCAUCUCAUAUAAUCCAAAUGGACGAUGUGCAAGUGCAGGAUAAUCUGAUUAUGGAAGUAUUGCCUGUAAGAAUUGAAGAUCGAGAAGUGAAACAACUUAGAGGUAAGGAGAUUGUUUUAGUGAAGGUGGUCUGGAGAGGACCUGUUGGAGGAAAUUUAACUUGA